GUUCAAAUCAUCCGCGGCGCAUAAACCCGCAUGUCUACCAGAAAUACCAACAAUGGAUGACGGAACUGUACGUAGUGAACCCUGCUUGAGUGGCUCCCAAAUUUCGAUCUCCAAACGUGAACAAUGGAAGAGCCGCUUUGACUUUCUUUUCGCCUGUGUUGGUCUAUCUGUCGGUUUGGGCAAUGUGUGGCGAUUCCCCUACCUUUGCUAUAAAAACGGAGGUGGGACUUUUUUGAUUCCCUACUUUAUCUCUGUUAUCGCGGCUGGUAUUCCGCUGUUUACUCUUGAAGUUACUUUGGGACAACUGACUGCUCAAGGGGGAAUCAUCGCGUGGGAUAUUUGCCCGUUGUUUCGUGGUGAGUUGAGCAUUUUUUAUUGUUGGCUAACAUGUUCUAAAAUAGACGAACCUCAACUGUGUCACCUGGUAGCCCAUUCUAGACGGUUGCACAGGUAG
Molecule: messenger RNA, 454 nt
Organism: Dicrocoelium dendriticum
Lineage: Eukaryota; Metazoa; Platyhelminthes; Trematoda; Plagiorchiida; Dicrocoeliidae
Source: the annotation of a GenBank genome assembly